AUGAGGUCUCGGUGGUGUGGGCCGCCAACUCCUCACUGCUCCGUUGUAGAGAAGGCUGCAAGCAUCCCGACGCAGACUGACGUGGACCGGCUUCCUAAGUACCUCGCUCCAUCACUGUCUUUCGAUCUAGCAGCUAUCCGCUUUUAUAGGGGUGUAAGAGGCCACAACCAAGCGACUCAGUGCGUACCAGGAACGAGCUUCAUGCUGAGCUGCAACAGAUGCAUCUGCAGACGGUCCGGCAGGAGCGCAAUUUGCACCAAAUUCAACUGCCUCGAGAGAGCGCAGGAAGUGUGUGCACCUGGGAGUUCGAAAUCAUUUGACUGUAACAUUUGCAUCUGCAGUUCUCAAGAGAAAUGGGUGUGUACUCAAAAGCAAUGCAGGUCAGAACAAGGCGAGGAUGACUGCGAAACAGAAUCAAAAGAGAUUUCUAGAGCGCCGAAUCAGCCGUGUAGGCCAGGAAUGUCGUUCAGGAGCGGCUGCAGCCGAUGCUACUGCUCACCGGAUGGUAUGUCAGUUGUGUGCAGGUCCCAGCCUUGCCACGGCGUCUCUGGAACAUUACUACCAUUGCAGUCAAACUGUGGAGAUAAAGAUGGAUGUAGAGAUAAUACACGAGAUGAUUCACAUGGAGAAAAAGGUGAAGGUGGAGGAGGUGGAGGUGGUGGUCAAAAGGAGAAAAGUGCGUGUUGUGCUUAA
Molecule: messenger RNA, 693 nt
Organism: Schistocerca americana (American grasshopper)
Lineage: Eukaryota; Metazoa; Arthropoda; Insecta; Orthoptera; Acrididae
Product: pacifastin-like protease inhibitor cvp4
Exons: 7
Coding region: 1-693 (230 amino acids)
Molecular function (GO): peptidase inhibitor activity
Source: RefSeq, a predicted model, not a curated record